This is a messenger RNA of Notechis scutatus (mainland tiger snake), 1801 nucleotides long. Lineage: Eukaryota; Metazoa; Chordata; Lepidosauria; Squamata; Elapidae. The record is from RefSeq and is a predicted model, not a curated record.
GAUGGCUGCGGAAAAGCUGAGAAGUAAAGUGGGCGCUGCUUUCAAAAUGCACGGCUUGGUCCUCCGCGCGGAGGCUACAAAGUAUCUCACAGAAGCUCUUCAAGCAACUAAUGAAGUGGAACUGGAAGACAUGAUAGAAAAUAUAAUUGAUGCUGUUGAAAAACAGUCUUUGUCAUGCAACAUGAUUGAAAGGUCCAUGGUGGAAACAGCAGUCUUGGAGUGCAGCAGAUCAAUAGAUGAAACAAUGGAACAUAUUUUCAACAUUAUUGGAGCUUUUGAUAUUCCACGAUAUAUUUACAAUUCUGAACGAAAGAAGUUUCUCCCCCUUUCUAUGACUGACCACUCUGCACCUAAUUUAUUUGGCUCUGCCAGGGAUAAAGCAGAAUUGUUUCGUGAACGUUAUAUCAUUUUGCAACAGAGAACCCAUAGGCAUGAAUUGUUCACGCCAUCUGCUAUUGGCACACAAACAGAUGAAAGCACAAGUAAAUUUCAGCUCAAAACUGUAGAAACUCUUUUGGGUAGCUCUGCCAAAAUGGGAGAAGUGAUUGUUCUUGGCAUGAUCACCCAGCUUAAAGAGGAUAGAGUGGGAGCGACUGAAUUGCUCAACCUUCCAAGUUGGUAUGAAGAUGAAGUAUUUCAUGUCACUGCUUUUGGAUUUCCACCUAUAGAGCCUUCUGCUACUACUAGGGCAUAUUAUGGCAACAUUAACUUUUUUGGAGGGCCUUCUUCAACCUCUGCAAAAUCUUCUGCAAAACUGAAACAAAUGGAGGAAGAAAAUGAGGAUGCCAUGUUUGUGUUUCUUUCGGAUGUUUGGCUGGACCAAGCAGAAGUUUUAGAAAAUCUCCGCAUCAUGUUUUCAGGUUAUUCGGCCAUGCCUCCAACUUGUUUUUUUUUCUGUGGGAAUUUUUCUUCUACUCCAUAUGGAAAAAAUCAAAUUCAGUUACUAAAAGAUUCUUUGAAAGCCCUAGCAGAUAUAAUAUGUGAAUAUCCCAGUAUCCAUGAAAGAAGUCGAUUUGUAUUUGUUCCUGGUUCUGAAGACCCUGGUCCAGGCUCCAUUUUACCAAGGCCACCACUUACUGAAAACAUUACUGAAGAAUUCAGACAACAGGUGCCAUUUUCAGUUUUCACAACAAAUCCUUGCAGAGUCCAGUACUGUACACAGGAAAUAAUAAUCUUUCGGGAAGACUUGGUAAACAAGAUGUGCCGUAACUGUGUCCGUUUCCCUAACAGUAGCUUGGAUAUUCCUAACCAUUUUGUAAAAACUAUCUUAUCACAAGGACAUCUGACUCCAUUGCCUCUUAAUGUCAGCCCUGUCUAUUGGGCUUAUGACUACACCUUGAGAACCUAUCCUUUGCCAGAUCUGAUUGUUUUUGCUGACAAAUAUGACCCAUUCACUGUAACCAACACCGAUUGCCUUUGUAUAAAUCCGGGAUCUUUUCCAAGAAGUGGCUUUUCAUUUAAAGUAUUCUACCCCUCUAGCAAAACUGUUGAAGACAGCAAACUCCACAGUCUCUAAAUCUCAAUCAAGAAGAAUAAGCCACAGUUUCUGGUCUUAAAAUGACUGAAGUACUUACAACUAUUUCUUAAAAUUUAGGAUCAUGAUUGUAACCUCACGUUAUAGCUAAUAUAUCUUAUGUAUUAUAUAUCUUGUAAAUACAUUUUAUAUAAGGAUGUUCAUGUGUCACAUCUUAUACUUCAAAUAAUUUGACUUUACUUUUACAAAAAGAAAUUUUGCUCACUUCCAAAAUAUUCAAAGCAAAAAUCUAUUUAACUUUCUUCUGAUUAGUGUUAAGCAAAUAAU